Molecule: messenger RNA, 1711 nt
Organism: Platichthys flesus (European flounder)
Lineage: Eukaryota; Metazoa; Chordata; Actinopteri; Pleuronectiformes; Pleuronectidae
Product: proline-rich protein 13-like
Exons: 4
Coding region: 107-763 (218 amino acids)
Source: RefSeq, a predicted model, not a curated record
GUGAAACGCGGAAGUGUCAGAAGUCAAAUUAGCACGGAGCAAAUCUCACACGGACCCGAGGAGAGUUUCUACGGUUAACUGAAGCGUCAGGUCAAAACACCUAACCAUGUGGCCAAAUCAAGGACCUCCCCCUCCAGUGUACUCAUCAAAUCCUGCCUUCCCUCCUGGGUACAACCCUUCGUAUCCUGCUGGACCUCGUCCAGGAGUCUUCCCUCAGCCUCCAAACCCAGCGUACCCAGCUGUUAUGAGCCCAGCUGUAGCACCAAAUGCACCUCCAGGACCUCAUCCUUAUGGACAUCCAGGACAUCAUCCUUAUGGACCUCCAGGACCCCAUCCGUAUGGACCUCCAGGACCCCAUCCUUAUGGACAUCCGGCUCCUCAUCCUUAUGGACAUCCAGUACCUCAUCCGUAUGGACCUCCAGGACCCAAUCCGUAUGGAUCUCCAGGACCUCAGCCCUAUCCUAUGGCUCCAGGUGGCUAUCAAGUGGUCCCUCCUGCAGGUGUUUACCCAUGUCCAUACCAACAAUCUCCACAAUGGGGUACCCACAAAGGCCACCACAGAAGCCCCCAGCAUGGCUAUCAUCAUGGAGGUAGGAAUCACUUGAAUGGAGCAUUAGCUGGAGGAUUAACGUCCAUGUUAGUGGGGGGAGUUGGACUAAAAGCCAACAAAAAGAUGAGAAAGAGGAUGAAGAAAGCAAAUAAGAGGCACAAGCAUGGACACUGUGGCAAGUCUUCCAGUAGCAGCAGCAGCAGCAGUGACUAAGACCGAGCUCAACCCUUCAAGACACGGCCCUAACAGAAACUCUUAUAGUCGUACAAUUUAUCAUAAAUGAACUGUUUUUCUAUUCUGAUUUCUGGGAAAGACAUUUUGUAAAAUCUAGUUUGGGCUAUUUAUAACACUAGAAAUGUAUUUUUUUUGUGUGUGUGUGUUUAUGUCAAACAUUCUGUAGUUACAUAAACUACUGUGGAAACAUACUGAAAUAUUCUGAAGAGGGAUUGCAGCUAGGAACACAAUCCUUUAUUUUCAACAAUCUGGGAUUUUGUACUAACGUUGUACUUACAUUUUCUCAGGAAGAUCAACAAAUAGGUGGAGAUGAGAAUGGUUUUUGCCUCAUUCCGAGUUUCACUGAACUUUUUGAUAGAAAAGUGACACACGGAGCUAAAACUGUUAAUGUUCACUGUUACAUUUGCAUUACAUCUGUGACAUUAGUUGGUUUGGUUACGUAGCUGAAACUAAACCCAGUUUGGAGUUAUUCUUGGCUGCAACUUAGUUUUUUUGUUAAGAUGAAACAAUAAAAGCAAUAAACAACGAUGUUAACACAAGGCCAUUACUUGAACACUGUGAGCCUUUUCAGUAAGGACAGCUCAAGUUUAAAUAAUAUAAGUAUUGAGGUAUAAUUCCAUCGUACUACUGUUGAGCAGCGUCAUCACUUCCUGGGGCACAUCAACAUUUUUAAAGCAACAUUAAAUUACAACUUUUACCAUCUUCAUAGAAACAGCUGUGUCUGUCCUGCUGUUACCAGACAUAGGGUCUGUUCUGCUGUCUAAAGACAUUCACCUGAGCCCUGGAACUUACACGAAUACUGUUGUCAUUAUUUUGGAUUGAUGCAAUGGUUUUCCUUGUCAUGACUUGUAUUUAUAUUUUAAUGUUGCACAAUGAUUGGUUGGGCUGCGUAGCUGAACCUAAAUAAACCUGAGUUUCGAGUAAUAA